This is a messenger RNA of Lasiosphaeria miniovina, 371 nucleotides long. RefSeq lists its product as uncharacterized. Bases 20 to 286 code for a protein of 88 amino acids. The record is from RefSeq and is a predicted model, not a curated record. Lineage: Eukaryota; Fungi; Ascomycota; Sordariomycetes; Sordariales; Lasiosphaeriaceae. The transcript has a single exon.
UAAGGAUUAAAACCUGUAAAUGCUUCCAAUAGCUAGCUACCUAGUUUCUGUCUCUUUUUGGCUUUCGAGACGGUGCCGUCUCUCUUCAACCUUCAGCGCUUGUACUUGCCCCACGAACCUGUUGUCUCGCCACCUCGCUCCCACGCACAUACAAAGAAACCCGACAAGAUUGGCCGAUGUUUCUUUUCCUUCCCCUCACUGCCUGCAUGCCUGCCAAACAUACACGACCGACCACACUAUAAACAGCAUCAUUUGCCUACCAGCCAGCGGAUGGACAAUAUCCUGAUGAUGCGAGGCUUGCGGCCCGCUCUCUCGCGGCUGCGACGGCUCGCAUUGGUUGCACAAAGGAAAAAAACAGCGAAAGCCAUGUG